AUGGCAGCCGGUCGCCCCAAACGGCUGCAGCUGGUGGAGCUCGGACCCGGAAAAGGAUCUUUAGCCGGGGACGUCCUCAGAGUGUUCAGUCAGUUGCGGUCCGUGGUGGGCGGAGCCUCGGUGUCGCUUCACCUGGUCGAGGUGAGUCCGGUGCUGAGUCGUCUUCAGGCCCAGAAUCUGACCGGCAGCCGCAACCGGGAGGCGGACGGCGAGGACCAGCUGGUGUACCGCCGCGGGGAAACCGCCGCCGGGGUCCCGGUGUCCUGGUACCGCCGCCUGGAGGACGUCCCCUCAGGAUUCAGCAUCUUUCUCGCUCACGAGUUCUUUGACGCUCUGCCCAUCCACACAUUUCAGAGGACGCAGCGAGGCUGGAGGGAGGUGAUGGUGGACGUCGACCCCGAGAAGACGGAGCGGCUGAGGUUCGUCUUGGCGCCGUCUCCCACGCCGGCCUCCACCACGCUCGUGCAGAGGCAUGACAUCAUCAUCCUCAUCAUCCUCAUCCUCAGUGUGGGCGGAGUCGUGGUCCAGCAGCUCGCCCGGCGGAUCGUAGAGGACGGCGGCGCGGCGCUGAUCGCCGACUACGGCCACGACGGAACCAAGACGGACACGUUCAGAGGCUUCAAAGGCCACCGGCUCCACGACGUCCUGUCGGCGCCCGGCUCGGCCGACCUCACCGCCGACGUGGACUUCAGCUUCCUGCGGCGGAUGGCCGGAGGGGGCGUGGCCUGUGUGGGACCCGUCACCCAGAGGACGUUCCUGAAGAACAUGGGCAUCGACGCCCGGCUGCAGGUUCUCCUGAGGAGCUGCAGCGACGCGUCCGCCAGGGAGCAGCUGCUCGCCGGCUACGACCUCCUGACCGGCCGCUCCCAGAUGGGCGAGCGCUUCCACUUCUUCGGCCUGCUGCACCGCAGCCGGCUGGCCGAGCCCACGAGGCCGGGGGGGCUGAAGCUGGAGGGGAAGCGGAGCGCGGCGCCGCUCCCCGUGGCCGGAUUCACCGAGCUCAGCUUCCCCUGA
Molecule: messenger RNA, 1014 nt
Organism: Cyclopterus lumpus (lumpfish)
Lineage: Eukaryota; Metazoa; Chordata; Actinopteri; Perciformes; Cyclopteridae
Product: protein arginine methyltransferase NDUFAF7, mitochondrial-like
Exons: 8
Coding region: 1-1014 (337 amino acids)
Biological process (GO): mitochondrial respiratory chain complex I assembly
Cellular component (GO): mitochondrion
Molecular function (GO): protein-arginine omega-N symmetric methyltransferase activity
Source: RefSeq, a predicted model, not a curated record